This is a messenger RNA of Anguilla anguilla (European eel), 2380 nucleotides long. Its product is annotated as atherin-like. The record is from RefSeq and is a predicted model, not a curated record. The coding region runs from base 167 to 2257 and encodes 696 amino acids. The transcript has 7 exons. NCBI's taxonomy places the organism in Eukaryota, Metazoa, Chordata, Actinopteri, Anguilliformes, Anguillidae. Gene Ontology annotation, molecular function: DNA binding; protein binding.
UAUCUCGUACAGUCCACCUUAAGCGCACAAUGUGAGCAACGCAGGCGUACAGCAAGGCUUCCGCUUCAUUCCCAGCCGGGCUCGGACCGGAUCGGAGCAGUAGCGUCACUUCAGAGACGACAAGACUGAGGCACUCGGCCAAACCCGACCGAACCCACCCAUCAGCAUGUCUGAACCGAGGUACCGUGACUGGAUUUUGGAGACCAUCGACUCACUGCGAUCGAGAAAAGCCAGACCAGACCUUGAAAGAAUUUGUCGAAUGGUCCGGAGACGGCACGGGUCAGACCCAGAUCGAACCCGUUCGGAACUGGAAAAACUGAUCCAAGAGCAAACAGUGUUGAAAGUUAGCUACAAAGGCUCAAUCUCCUAUCGAAACGCGGCAAAGGUGCAGAGAAAGAGCCGAAAAAAGACUGAACAGACGACCGGCAGUGGCGGAGCUGUGGGGGAACAAACCAAAUACGCCAAAUCCAAGAACAGCGACAGUGCGCACAGUCCCACGGAGACGAAGGAGACCGGGGGCAAAGACUCGGGUCUGAUUGAGACAAAACACUACAGUGACCCCAAGCCUAAAACAACGACCAUCGCCGCCGAGAAAACCGAAGCGGUUCUGGUCCCGGCUAGCGGAAACUGUCUCAGCUGUGGCGCAGCGGUUUGCAAGAGUCAAGCUCGUUGUUCAGCCGGGAGCGGCGGCGUGAAAGCAAGUGCACAGAAAGACAAGAAACUGCCGCAGACGGAGAGCAGGAGUGUUUUGACCGGUCGAGAUACAAUAACCAGCGAUGAUACAGAAACUGGUACUCCCAGUAAGACCAGGGGGUCUCGAGGAGUGGAAGCGGGCUUGUCCGGGCACGAGGGUAGUAAUGACAAGGAAAAGAAAACUUGCACGAGCGCUAGUGCCAGCAACAGCCACCCUCCCGGACACAAGCAGCAAGCGUCGCUCAAACACAAACUCGGUGUCGGGGCGAAGGCAGGGAGUCGCGGCGGGUCUGACCCCGCGAGUCCGGAUCUGGGCGACCAGCUGGUGGCUUCUGUUCGAAGCCUGGUCGAGAAGAGUCGGGGAGCCGCCGCAGCCCGGGGCCCCACGCCAUUAGGCUUGAAGGAGAUACUAGGUUUCCUGAGCUCACAGGAGCGCCUAUCGCAAGAGAAGCUCACCCGCAGCAAAGUCAAAGUGGUGCUCGAAAGAGAGGUGGCGAGGGGUCGGCUACGAAGGACCAGGUUUGGGAACAUCACUCUCCCUGUUCGGGGAGUGGGAGCGGCGAAACCGUCCGCGCGACUACUAAAGAGCGCACUGCAGGAUAGACACAUGGCGAAAAAGGUUGAGGUGAAAAAGGUAGCCACGGAAACGGAAUGUGUUACAGAAGAGAGGGUGGCAAAGACUCGAGAUGGGAGUGUCGGCACCCCAGGCUCACCUGGCACUCCGGACAAGGGGGCCGCUGAGUGUCUUGUCCCAAAGAGGGAGGCAGGAGUGCAGGGCGUUGCCAGGGGCAACUCAUCUCAGACCCUCUCCUGCCCUGACCCCGACCCCAUCUCCAUGGAUCAGCCACAGGCCACACCCCUCCUGGGCUCCAGCGUCAGCGCUGACAUCACAGACCUUCCCUGCAGUGCCCAGGGGAACCUCCAUCCAAUCUCCUCCUCCGACCGCAUGUGUCCCUCUGGCUGCUUCGAGGACAUGCAGACCGAGCUGCAGGGAGACACAGGUGAGCCGGAGGUCGGGGUGCAGCCGCGAGCCGUUUGUCCGUCCGCUCAGCGAGAGACAGCGAAAGGAGCUGAGGAGGUGACAGCGGAGGAGAGCGCCCUCACCCCGGACCAGCUGGUCUCGGACUCACAGAAUCAGGUGAUGGCUGUGGGAGAGGGCGGGAACCUCACCACCUCCGUUCCUGCUGAAAGCUGUUCAGGGUUCAAGAUGGAGGUGGACGAGGCAUCCUGCCUGCUGACGCCCACAGCCUCCCCACAGGACUCAAGGGGGAUGGAGGAACGAGAGAUGAACGGAGGAGUUUUUGUCAAGGCGGAGAGGGACGGGCAGAACCCGGUGGAGUGGAGCGUGGCCGACGUGGUGAGCUACUUCACCGAGGCGGGGUUCCCGGAGCAGGCCUCCGCCUUCAGAACGCAGGAAAUAGAUGGAAAGUCCCUGCUCUUGAUGCAGCGCAACGACGUGCUGACUGGUCUUUCGAUCCGGCUGGGCCCCGCCCUCAAAAUCUACGAGCGUCACGUGAAGGUGCUGCAGAGGACCCACUUCCAGGACGACGGGGCUUUCUGCUGAGUGACAGCUCCCACUGCGCUGAAGAGCCACGCCUCCUCAUCACGCCAUACGGAGGAGUUUACCAGCAGCAUACCUGUGCACACACACACACCUGCACACACACACACACCUGCACACACAGAC